This is a messenger RNA of Astyanax mexicanus (Mexican tetra), 1044 nucleotides long. RefSeq lists its product as uncharacterized. The transcript has a single exon. The coding region runs from base 130 to 993 and encodes 287 amino acids. The record is from RefSeq and is a predicted model, not a curated record. NCBI's taxonomy places the organism in Eukaryota, Metazoa, Chordata, Actinopteri, Characiformes, Acestrorhamphidae.
GCUGUCAGGUCCCUGUAUGACCGGUGUCAGAGCUUGGUCCGCAUUGCCGGCAGUAAGUCGGACUCGUUUCCAGUGAGGGUUGGACUCCGCCAAGGUUGCCCUCUGUCACCGAUUCUGUUCAUAACUUUUAUGGAUAGAAUUUCUAGGCGCAGCCAAGGUGUUGAGGGGAUCCGUUUUGGUGGCCUUGGGAUAGCAUCUCUGCUUUUUGCAGAUGAUGUGGUCUUAUUGGCUUCAUCAGCUCGUGAUCUACAACUCGCACUGGAGCAGUUCGCAGCUGAGUGUGAAAUGGCCGGGAUGAGAAUCAGCGCCUCCAAGUCCGAGGCCAUGGUCCUGAGCCGGAAAAGGGUAGAAUGCCUUCUCCGGGUUGGGGAGGAGGUCCUGCCUCAAGUGGAGGAGUUUAAGUAUCUUGGGGUCUUGUUCACGAAUGAGGGAAAGAUGGAGCGGGAGAUCGACAGACGGAUCGGUGCUGCGUCAGCAGUCAUGCGGGCGCUGUACGGGUCCGUCGUGGUGAAGAGAGAGCUGAGCCAAAAAGCAAAGCUCUCGGUUUACCAGUCGAUCUACGUUCCUACCCUCAUCUAUGGUCAUGAGCUUUGGGUCAUGACCGAAAGAACGAGAUCACGGAUACAAGCGGCCGAAAUGAGUUUCCUCCGCAGGGUGUCUGGGCUCUCCCUUAUAGAUAGGGUGAGGAGCUCAGUCAUCCGGGAGGGACUCAGAGUAGAGCCGCUGCUUCUCCACAUCGAGAGGAGCCAGUUGAGGUGGCUUGGGCAUCUGAUUAGGAUGCCUCCUGGACGCCUCCCUGGUGAGGUGUUUCAGGCACGUCCCACCGGGAGGAGGCCCAGGGGAAGACCCAGGACACGCUGGAGGGACUAUGUCUCUCGGUUGGCCUGGGAACGCCUUGGAAUUCCCCCGGACGAGCUGGCCCAAGUGGCUGGGGAGAGGGAAGUCUGGGUUUCCCUGCUUAGGCUGCUGCCCCCGCGACCCGACCCUGGAUAAGCGGAGGAAAAUGGAUGGAUGGAUGGAUGGAUAUAUAUAUUUGAAAUAUAG